GGGCAGGAAUCCGGGAGGGGCGGGUCUUAACGAGAACACGACGCGCCUUGUUGUGUGUAUUCCCUUGCUCGCAUCGCCAUCUUGUUGCAAUCCUAUUUUUUACGUAUGCGAGGAUCUACUUUCCGCUCGGCCGGAUUAGAAACUGCACUUCUGCUUUCAGCAGAAACACAGGGGACGACAAGCUCGGGGCUGCGGGUGUGAACCGUGCACACGGCGCUUCCUAGCGGGACACUACCUACCCCUCGGUCUUUUUCCUCUUUCCGUCCCGGGCCACCGGGUUGCCUGUCGUGAGGGUUUACGCGCAAUGAGCAUCGAUACACUUUUGGAGGCGGCCAGAUAUCUGGAAUGGCAAGCCCAGCAACAACAGAUCACACGUGAGGAAGAGCAGCGCAAAGAGAAGGAGUUCAUCAACAGGGAGACAGAGUCAAGGCGCGUGGAACUUGUGACCUCGUCGUCUCAGUCAGUCAGAGCCAACCACAUCACCUGGAGUGAUGACACUCACCGUCAACAGCCACAUCACCCUCCUGCCCCUCCGCCCCCCUCUCUCCCACCUCCUCAAGUCCCCAUCGCCGUCAUCCCAAUGGUCCCAGUUGUGACUGCGACACCCUCGGUUCCACCCCUUCCGCUUACAACGCCGAUAGCUGUGGCAGCGACAUCACUCAACAGCUCCCCGCCAGCCAAGAAUGCCUCCUCCCCUCCACAGCAGCAUCAGCAGCCGGCCUCUCGUCACCUGUUGUGCGCCCCCCAGAUGAAAGUAGAGACUAGUCAGCAGCUGAUUGGUGCAAAGCCCAGCCAGUCACAGCCUCAGGUUCAGAUUCAAUAUCCAACCUCCAUCAGCACGAAUGGUUCUGGCUCCCAGCACGCACUGGUUCCCCAUCAGGCUCCACCCACAUCUCAGCCGCGGCUGAAUGGAGUGACGAUGGAAGAUAUGAGGGGGAUGGAGGGGAAGAGAAGACCGGGAGGAGCGGGGACCAGAGAGGUGCAUAAUAAACUGGAGAAGAACAGGCGAGCACAUCUCAAAGAGUGUUUUGAGACGCUGAAGAAGAACGUUCCAAAUGUUGAUGAGAAGAAAACCUCCAACCUCAGCGUUCUCCGCAGCGCUUUGCGUUACAUACAGACUCUGAAGCGUAAGGAGAAGGAGUAUGAGCAUGAGAUGGAGCGUCUGGCCAGAGAGAAGAUCGCCACGCAGCAGCGCCUGGCCGAGCUGAAGAACGAGCUCAGCCAGUGCAUGGACGUCAUGGAGAUCGACAGGGUCCUCCGACAGACCAUCCAGCCAGAAGAUGACCAGGCCUCCACGUCCACUGCCUCAGAAGGAGAAGACAACUUUGAGCAGGACAUGGAUGAGGAGGUCCCUGCUCCUCCUGCUCCCACAUCCCUCCCCAAACCAACACCUCCCAUCUUACAAGCCCAGCCACUCCUCACCCCUCACCUGUCAAUCCAGCACACCACCCUGCCUCUCUCUGGAGUCCUGACCACCCCCUCCCCUUCUGGUCCCCCUCCCCCUCAAGCCAUAGCCCCUGCUCUGGCCCCAGGUCCGCCCCCUCCGCUGCCAGCUCAUCCCAUUCAGCCCUCGGCUGUGCAGGUCCAGCCCACUGUCAUUGCUCACGCCGCCGUCUCCCACCCUUCAGUCAUCCAAGCUGUCAAUCACGCCCUGCCAGCCAAUCACAAGCACCUAACACACAUUGCCCCGUCACCUGGCCCAACUUCCUCUACCCCUCAGCCGAUCACAGCGGCUCCAGCUGGCACCGCCACUCACCAGCCGAUAGCCACCCAUAUCACCGUCCACCCGGUGACUCACCUGGGAGCUCCCCUGCAAUCCCGCCUCCCGACUCUUUACUCCCAGGGCGUGUCUGUCUCCCAGCCCACCAUGGUGGGCCACAUCACUCACACCUUCACGCAUCACACCCUGCCGCACGUCCAGGCUAAUCCUCAAGCUAACACUAAUGGAGCCCAGGUGAACAGCGCAGCCGUGGUGAGCCAGGGGAGCCCGUCGCUAGGGAAACCCACAGCAGUGCUGGCCCCCCACCCUCAGCUGGUUGGACAGGCUGCCGUCCUCAACCCUGUCACCAUGGUUACAGUCCCAACCUUUCCUGUCAGCACACUCAAACUGGCCUGAAAGAGUAACAUAAAAAAAAGAUGCAAUGAACUGAAAGGAGAGAAAGAUUCAGAACUUCUGGAUGAGUUUUCACACUCCUAUCAAUAAUCAAUAGCAGAGAAUCUCUGACAGACACAUGAAAAUUUCCCAAAAAAAAAAAAACAUCAACAAGUGUUUUUUGGACAUCUUGUGACAAAUAUCUUCAGAGAUAUUCUGGUCGCAGCUCUGUUAGUUUGUGAACAAUAACAUUAAAGCAGAGUCAGUCAGUGGGUCCGGCCAUUGUUUGUGAAAAAAAAGACUGUGACAUUUGUCUCCGCUGCAAAGACAGGAACUCUGUUUUACCUUCCUUCCUUGCCUUCUUCUCUCCUUCCUUCCUUCCUUCCCUUCUCUCCUUCCUUUACAACCAGAAGCACUAACAUAAUAAGCUCAGUUCACACUCAGGCAUCAAGGAUUUACCUUAACUAUUCAUUGACCCAUUGAGGGGAAAAUGCAUUGGAGCGAGAGAGUCGUUUGUCGUUAGGCUGUUGUGGUGAUACAGUAUGUGGCCAUUUUGUAUUCGUGUAAUCACGGUGUCCUGUGGGACAUUGUGGUGGAAUAAUGUCACUGAUGUGUUUGAGAGCAGGAGGAGGGAGCUCCGUGGUCUCACUAAUCCUAAUAAAUUACACACAAGGCUUUGAUCAAGUGUGAAGUAGACCACAGAGCUACAACACUGUCACGCACUGUUGACGCAGUUUUUCAUUUCUUGUUAUCAAGAAAACUGUAGGUCCAUGACAGUCAAGUUCCUCAUUUACAUUGCUUCCAGUUUUCUUAUAUCAUCCCUUCGCUGACAAAAAAAAAAAAAUGUACAAAACUUGCUUCGGGAGCUGACUGAUCCUCUCCGUCGUCCUCCGAAUUGAAAGUUCCUCACCAUUUCACUGGGCACCAAACACCUUGCAAAUAAUUGAAGAAAAAAGAAUGAGAAGUGGAUGGUAAUGCAUUAAUGAAACUGUAUCAGAUCUGCACUUAAGAAAGACAAGACGAGGGAGAAAGACAACCUCAUCGUCUCUGCAUGUGAUUUCUGUCCUGCUGUCAUCUCAUGAUGAUGUGAGUGGAGUCAUUUUAUCCACUACCGCUCGUGGCUUUCUUUUUGGAGGGCGACUCCGAAACAGUGGAGUUUCAGAUAUGGAGCACCUCCAGACACGAGGGGCAGGUUUAAAGAGGGGAAGAAUUAGGACAAGGAUUGCUUGGUUUGCUCAACAUACAGUACCAUCUGUUAUCGCUCGCCGUUUGGAGAAGUCAUGUUGGGAGACAGCAUGACCUUUGCCUGUUGGUUAAUGCACAGACAUUGCAUUUCCUCUCAGGAAACCACCAAACUACUAGAGCAACAAAUUUGAGCUCAGCAGUCAGAGAGUCCUGAAACAGACUGGAGUUAAAGUGGAAAAAACAAGUUGGGAUUAGAAAUUGGCAAAAAUGGAUUUCCCAUUUAUUCAUUGAUAAAGUAAUUCCUGCAGCCAGUUAAGAGUAUAACAGCGAUGCACCCCAGUUUUGAUGUGAUUACCUAUCCCAAAGUGAAAAGCUUGGAAGGAAUUAAAUGUCAGCUAUUUUCUAAGGGUUUUUGAAAGAACAGUGGUAAUGUUAAAGGCUCCUGGACAUAUCUGUUACUGUCAGAUUGAUUUGAUUCUUACUGUACCAAGGUAUGGAUACGACCUAACAAGAUGAUUUCACUUUGAGAGAUCAUACACGUACAGAUUUGUCAUUUGGGUACGCUGAAUCAGUGGUGACUUUGAGGUGAGACGGAGGCUUUGUAAGUGCUCAGGAAACCAGCCAGAAUCGUUCCAAAAGGUCCAGCAGUGUUUGCGUGUGCUUUACAUUGGCUUUUGAUAAGACUGUUCAUGCGAGGCCUGGUACAGACUGUUCGGACAGUGCAAAGUCUAAAAGUUGUCAGCUUAUUGCAAAUGCCUGAAAUUUGUUUGGUGAAUUUGAUUUCAGAGACGACCCCGGGAGAAGAUGUUGAGAUCCUGUGCAGAAAGCAGUAACUGCUCUCAAAACAUUCACUGGCAGGUUUCCUCUUGUCGCAAUCAUGGUUGAUGUUCCCCUAACACACUGUAGGGCUAACACAGAUUUUCAUCCUCUUCACGCUAAUGCAACAGCUCCCUCUGCUGCCUCAUCCCAGACCUCAUACUGAUGUUACUCACACACACACACACACACACACAACACUUGGGGCACAACACAGACUUCCUGCACAGGCUUUUGAAAUCUGGAAGUAAACAAUGAGAGGCACGUUGAGUGCGAAAUUUGAGUCUUGACCUUGAAAAAAGUCAUUUGACCAGAAAAAACAGAAGAAAAAAAGAAAAAUCUUAACUCGGGAAAUGAUUCCGAUUGAAGCUUUGUACUUCAUUGCAUUAGGUACGGUAUAGAACUUUGGUCACCUGAUAAACUCCAACUGCUGAGAAGACUGUGAGAUGUGGAAGAAAAGACCAGAAAAAGUAAUAAGUUGACCUUGAGUUAAGGUUCUUCUGUUUUUUUGUUUUUUUUUGGGGAAAGAACUAGGUGAGAUAUAUUUUUCUCACUUAAAGGUCUUGAAAAGUUUGGCUAUAGCACAAAAAUAUUAAAAAGAAUGGAAGAAGUAUUGGUCAAGCCUGGGAUCACUUUACAUUUUAUUGAAGUUUUGCGGAGAAUAAUUUGGCAGCAACAUGGCCUUUUCGACAGCGCCAUUUUCCGACAAACAGUAUUGAACAGCACGCUAAAUCCUCUGCUCCAGUCCAGAAAAUCAGUUAUGAAAUAUUUUCAUUUCGAAAUGGAAAAAUGUGUUGUGUCGCAAUCCUCUUUUUGUAGUGUCUUUUGUGAUGUUCACGUGCACGCUCAUGGCUUCACAGCCUUCUUGCCAGCCUACACACGUCACGCCAUGAAAUCUCCCAUCAGUGUAUGUGUAUGUAGUCAAAUGUUGCGUGGAUCUGCUCCUUUCCUCCUCUGCUGUUUCGGUAUGUUAUGUCUGUAUAUGUGACUGUAUUCAAUAUGUUUUAUAUUCUGUACUAUAGUUAAUCCUACUGUACCUGUAGCAUGGCUCUGUUUUUUGGUUAUACAUUUUGCCCUGUGCAUGAUGGAGUGUGAGUGUGUGUGUGUGUGUGUGUGUGUGUGUGUGUGUGUAGCAAGCAAGCUAUUUUUUUACAGAGGUGAUUUAUGGUAUGAGCCUGUUCGGGUGCUAUCGUGUGUGCCUAUACUCAGUUUUCCUGAACACUGUGACAACCUUGGCAAAACACGUACACACUGAGCGAAUGGAAGAGACAAAGAUUUACUGUCAUAAUUUUUUUUUUCUUUUUUUUCUUUUUUUUUUUAAUGUUUUUAAGUUUUCCAUUUUGUGAGUUGGACUGAGACAUAGAGUGGAAAAAGUAAAAAACAAAAAAAGUUGUUGCUCUUUUCUUGAUAACAUAAUAAUGUCUAAUAUUCAGUUUGAGUUUUGUAAUAUUUGUAUGUAUGUAUGAAAGUUUUGUAAAUUUGUGAUUGUAUGCACGUUUUGGCAUAUGAGUGUAUGUAUCUUAAGAUUUUAAAUGCUUGUUUCUUUUUGAUUUUGUUUUGCAUGUAGAUUGCCAUUUAGUUUCUCGUUUAAAGGUUUUGUUUUCAUGUUUAUUUUUGGGACCAUGUACAAUACUGUAUAACGUGGGCAGGAUCUUGGACCUCAUGCUACCUUGAUAUUAUAUAUGAAUAUAAAAACAUGUUUUCCCUAUGGAGAAAGUUUUAAGUUAUAUAUCGCCUGUACACUUUGGGCUGCCUUUUAGAUCUAACUGUCCACUGUUUAAGAUAACAAUGAUGAUAAUGGAUAAAACAUAUUAAU
Xiphias gladius (swordfish) is the source of this 5909-nucleotide messenger RNA. RefSeq names its product MAX network transcriptional repressor b (gene mntb). The transcript has 6 exons. Gene Ontology annotation, molecular function: protein dimerization activity; DNA-binding transcription factor activity, RNA polymerase II-specific; RNA polymerase II cis-regulatory region sequence-specific DNA binding. Bases 305 to 2116 code for a protein of 603 amino acids. Gene Ontology annotation, biological process: regulation of transcription by RNA polymerase II. Lineage: Eukaryota; Metazoa; Chordata; Actinopteri; Istiophoriformes; Xiphiidae. The record is from RefSeq and is a predicted model, not a curated record.